CAAAGAACCCUAAUAACACAUUUUGUUGCUCAAGCGCCGUUUCUAGGGUUUUUCUCUGAAGCAAUUUCAUUUCUCUAAAUUUCAUCAACAAUGGCGGAAAGAGGAGAACGCGGCGCAGAGCGUGGCGGUGACCGUGGUAGCUUCGGACGUGGAUUCGGCGGUGGACGUGGCGGUGGCCGUGAUCGUGGUCCAAGAGGUCGUGGACGACGUGGAGGCCGUGCCUCGGAAGAAGCGAAAUGGGUACCAGUGACUAAACUAGGUCGUCUAGUGCUAGACAAUAAAAUAACGAGGCUAGAGGAGAUCUAUCUCCAUUCUCUGCCAGUGAAGGAGUACCAAAUCAUAGAUCUUCUUGUUGGUCCUUCGUUGAAAGACGAGGUUAUGAAGAUCAUGCCUGUUCAGAAACAAACCAGAGCUGGUCAAAGGACUAGAUUCAAGGCUUUUGUUGUUGUUGGUGAUGGUAAUGGUCAUGUUGGUUUGGGUGUCAAGUGUUCUAAGGAAGUUGCUACUGCCAUUAGAGGAGCUAUUAUUCUUGCUAAGCUUUCUGUUGUUCCGGUUAGGAGAGGUUACUGGGGGAAUAAGAUUGGGAAGCCACACACUGUGCCUUGUAAGGUUACUGGGAAGUGUGGUUCUGUUACUGUGAGAAUGGUUCCUGCUCCUAGAGGUGCUGGUAUUGUUGCUGCUAGGGUUCCUAAGAAGGUUCUUCAGUUUGCUGGUAUUGAUGAUGUCUUUACUUCUUCUAGAGGAUCUACUAAAACACUUGGAAACUUUGUCAAGGCUACAUUUGAUUGCCUACAGAAGACAUAUGGGUUCCUUACACCAGAGUUCUGGAAAGAGACCAGAUUCUCCAAAUCGCCAUACCAAGAGUACACUGAUUUCCUGGCGACUAAGGCUGUUCCAGCCGCCAAAGUUAUCACUGAGGGUGAAGACCAAGCGUAAAACCUUCAUGAGAUAAGUUUUGUUUUUAUAGGUUUUGGUUGUCCCAAAUGUCGUUUGUUUCUUGGUAUCUAUCAGAUUUCGAUAUUGGCGGUUUUGUUACUGUUUGGAUUUUGUUGAAUGUUUGCGGUAAAUGCAAAUUUUAAUGAAAUAGCUUUUGCAAU
Messenger RNA from Arabidopsis arenosa, 1097 nucleotides. NCBI's taxonomy places the organism in Eukaryota, Viridiplantae, Streptophyta, Magnoliopsida, Brassicales, Brassicaceae. The record is from the annotation of a GenBank genome assembly.